AUGGCUUCCGAAGCAAGGCUCUACACUUUCUCACAAGAGACGAAAGACCACCUGCGCAAGUUCCGCCUCGGGACAUCGCGCUCCAACGACCCCCAGGCCGUCAUCUACCUGAUUGAUAAGACAACCAAGGAAAUCAGGCAAGACGAUGACAAAGUAGUCUACAAGACGCUUGAAGAAAUCGGCGAUGAUUUGCCCGACCACAGCCCGAGAUUCGUGCUGUUGAGCUAUCCUCUCACACUUCCCUCCGGCCGACUCUCCGUACCAUACGUAAUGCUCUACUACAUGCCCUCAACAUGCAACGCCGCGAUGCGCAUGUUGUACGCGGGCGCCAAGGAGCUGAUGCGCAACACGAGCGAGGUGACCAAGAUUAUCGAUAUCGAGUCGCCGGAAGACUUGGAGGAGAUUCCGGCUAAGCUUGGUGCUGCUUGA
Sordaria macrospora k-hell is the source of this 429-nucleotide messenger RNA. RefSeq lists its product as uncharacterized. Lineage: Eukaryota; Fungi; Ascomycota; Sordariomycetes; Sordariales; Sordariaceae. Gene Ontology annotation, molecular function: actin binding; Arp2/3 complex binding. Gene Ontology annotation, biological process: actin filament debranching; negative regulation of Arp2/3 complex-mediated actin nucleation. The record is from RefSeq and is a predicted model, not a curated record. Gene Ontology annotation, cellular component: actin cortical patch.